GAGUUUCAACCCUUUCACUCUCCACCAAGCACCACGAUCCCGAGGAAUACGCCGUAAACAGGUUUUCGCAGAAAUACGAUUCGUACCAGGAAUUUCUCUACCGGAAUAAUCGACAGAGGAGACGUUUAUCUUCGACCGAUCAUGGCGAACAGGGGCAAGAGAUGGAAACUAUUUUGGGUACUGGCGGGUGCUGUCUUAUCCACAGUGUCUGUAAAAACUGACGAUGACUUCUUACACGAAAACCACAAAGGUAUGAUCGUGCCGCGAAUCGACUACGACCAGUGGAAACCCUUGGGGAGAGGCGACCCUUUGAAAAACGACCCUACAUUCGACUACGUUCCUCCAGUCUUGGACCAAGUUCGGUACUGGGUCGACCCGAAGAAGCAAUCGGAUUCCAAAUCGUCCAGGGACAACCCGAAGAAAGAAAUCCUUCUGCUUGGAGUGUCGUCCAAAAAGCCUGCCGUCGUCAACCCGGUUUCCAGGAAGGACUCGUACAGUUCGUAUUCGAAAUAUUCCGACGAGAACAACUACGUGUCGAAUCAGAGAAUUUCGAGGCCUUCCUUUUUCCCGUCCAUGUCGUCGUCGAUGUUCCCCUCGAUAUUCACGUUCGCGAAUAAAAUCUUCGACAGGACCGCCCAUUCCAAAGAACCCGAACAUGGGAUGCCGUAUACGGUGCUAAUGCCACCUCCCAUAGAACCGCAGACAAAAAGUUCGCCGAGCCCAAAAUAUUCCACUUCGACCCCGAGCGUUACGAUUCAGGAGUCGAACCUCGUUUAUCACUCGAGUAGUUUAAGCGACCCCAACGAGUUCAAACCUAGUGACGAAUACGUAACAUCGUCGCCUUCUGUUCAUCGGGAACUUAGUCCCACUACCGAGAAGCAAGUGCUCUACGUCGACAGUUUGUCACCUUCCGCUUCGUAUAUGCCGGUGAAAUUCGCACCAGACAGCAAAUUAAGCAACAAAGUGCUCGAAGCUUCCGACAGCAAUCACAAUAUCAACUACGUCACCCCGCCGCCGCUGCCCAACUUGGAGUCACAGAUUUUAGUCAAAGGCAAAGUAACGGACGACAACGAAAUCUCCAACACCUACGUGAAAAUUGAGAAACCCUUGGCUCAAAUGCACUCGACGGGUGUCGGAAUGGACGAUAUAGUGCCGAUGCCGAUGGGGCCUUCGAGGGAAAUGUUCUCGCCCUUAACCAUGCAAACCAUUAUAGAUAUGCAGACCAUGCAACCGCCUCCUCCGACUCAAAGCCCCGUUUUUAUAGAAACUACGCGUCCCGUGGUCGGUAUUUUAAAGAAGGAACAAGUGGAUACCACGCAAUACCUAGCAUCGGCUUCAGAAAUAAGACCCACCACCACGAUAACAACUACAGAAGAGCCGACGACAGUAAACACGCUGACGACAGAUCCGUUAAAAACCGAUCAAGUGCAGCCUCUGAAGGCGCCUUUGUACCUUAUAAUUCAAGGUCAUUCGAAGGUGAAGACGUACAAACCCGCGAAACAAAUCGACGGAAUCAUGAUUCGUGACACUAAUGAGAUUACCAACAAACUAGAUGGAGUAGAUUUCGAUUUGAAACACUUGCACGGGUUCAAGUCCAGCCGCGGCGACGCGUUUCCUCAAAGGAAAGCUCGAAAUGGCAAUUUGCAAACACUGAAGCAUAUAGCUCAAACGGGGUUCGGCUCAAUCGAAUUCGGUAAAGUAAACUUGCAAGAAGCCGAAGUAAAUGGUGGAUACGAAGUAAGAGAUGCGAAGGACACAACGAGCGAGACUUAUCACAAGGGCAUAGUGGAGACCGCUAGGAAAUUGGAGCCAUGAGAUAUUUGUGAUUGAACUUUUCCUUAGCGUUAAGGCAUAAGUUAUGUUUGAAAUUAAUUUAUGUUUGAUAAUAAAAACUCUUUUG
Molecule: messenger RNA, 1900 nt
Organism: Cylas formicarius (sweet potato weevil)
Lineage: Eukaryota; Metazoa; Arthropoda; Insecta; Coleoptera; Brentidae
Exons: 3
Coding region: 142-1815 (557 amino acids)
Source: RefSeq, a predicted model, not a curated record